Molecule: messenger RNA, 1767 nt
Organism: Aspergillus steynii IBT 23096
Lineage: Eukaryota; Fungi; Ascomycota; Eurotiomycetes; Eurotiales; Aspergillaceae
Gene: vosA
Product: protein vosA
Exons: 10
Coding region: 341-1636 (431 amino acids)
Source: RefSeq, a predicted model, not a curated record
UUCCACGACCCCCCCACUGCCUUGUAUCAUUCCUUUCUUCUAGUGCUUCGCUGAACCACUAUCUCAUCCUUGCGACCUCCCAAGCUCUCGUUAUUCUUUUUUUCUUUUUUUCUUCUGCUUCGUCCGACCCUUGGCCUCGCCGCAAUCCCCGUCGGCUCUUCCCCGUCCUUUGUUCGCUUUUAUUCCCACUGCUUUCCCUUUUCCAACCCGUCCACCCCCCUCCCCUGUCUAUCCUAAUUUGAUCUAUUCGUGGUUCGCUACGGUCUUUUCUGACGGAUCUCCCGACCUGGGUUCUUUGGUUCCUCCCUCUUCUGGUUCUUGAUCCGCCCAUCUCGCCUUGAUGAGUGCGUCGACGUUUGCGGACGCCUCUCUUGCUCGCGAUCCCCCCAGUUCUGAUUUUGAAUUGAACAUUCGCCAACAGCCCACUCGGGCGCGCGUGGCUGGUGGGAAAGAGAAAGAGCGCAAGCCAGUGGAUCCCCCACCGAUUGUGCAAAUCCGGGUAAGAGAGGAAGGGACUUAUCUCUCGCAACAUUAUCUGCAAAGUCCCUACUAUUUUAUGUGCUGCAGCUUGUAUGAUGCCUCGGAAGACACUCCAGUGCCCGUGUCCCCGUCCACAGCUUUGACGGGUACCCUGGUUUCCUCUCUCCAUCGCCUGAAGGAUGUGGAUAAUACCGAUGGGGGAUUCUUCGUCUUUGGGGAUUUGUCCGUGAAGGUGGAGGGCGACUACCGAUUGAAAUUCACACUCUUUGAGAUGCGCCGGGACAUGGUGCAUUAUUUGAAAUCGAUCAUCUCGGAGCGCUUUACUGUAUCGCCGCCUAAGAGCUUUCCGGGAAUGGCGGAGUCAACCUUUUUGUCCAGAUCUUUUGCAGACCAAGGCGUGAAAUUGAGGAUCCGAAAAGAACCCCGCACAUUGAUAAAACGGCCGGUUCCUCGACCCGAGGAUUUCCCUCAGCCGCUGCCUCCUCGCUCCCCAGAUCGUACGGCGAUUCAGAUGUCGGGAAAUGCAUUCGGUGGUUAUCCAACCGCAGGGCGAGAUUACGGUUACUACGGGGGACCCGUCAAACGGCAGCGCACGUCGAUCGAUUAUGGCAACCGGGGCAUGUACGAUGCCGAUGGACGAAUGCGUCAGAUGGAGGCGUACCCGCAGGCUGCGACCAUGUACUCGAACCAACCCGGAACUUAUGGAACUCCCAUGAUGCAGUAUCCCACGGGCCACGCGGGGGUUCCUGAUUACGCGAUUUCAUACGGUAUCCCCUCGGCCCAGGUUUCUCCGAUGCAAGACCCGGCGGGCCAUAGCCGGACCAGUCAGCAGGCGACGAUGCAGUCUCUGGGAAUGGCGAAUCCGACAGGUACUCCCACAGCGGAUUCCACCGGAACUAUGAUGCCUCAAGCGUAUCCGCGAGCACAAUACCCAGGCAGCUCUACAAUCCUUCCUCCUCUGCAGCGGAGGGGCAACUAUCCCCAGGGGACUAACGGUGCUGCUAUGGCCCGGGGCUACUUUGAUCAACCAUCGCAAGCGGCUACUCCGAUCCUUCCCUCUCAACCUAUGGGCACAAACGAAGCAGAUCGUUAUGGUUCCGCACCUGGCCAGACGCCCUUCGAUCAUCCAGGCUCAUCCAGCGAGACCCCUCGAUGAAUUUCCCAGAGACUCUUGAACUCCGAGGGACAGGGUGGGUUGGAUGCUGUCUCGGGCCUGCCCAGGCUCUCUUCCUUUUCAUUUUUCUUUCUUGCUCUUGUUCUAAUGCUCCGAUACGUUACUCUCCCUCU